Messenger RNA from Apis laboriosa (Himalayan honeybee), 1110 nucleotides. RefSeq lists its product as uncharacterized. Lineage: Eukaryota; Metazoa; Arthropoda; Insecta; Hymenoptera; Apidae. The record is from RefSeq and is a predicted model, not a curated record. The transcript has a single exon. The coding region runs from base 1 to 1110 and encodes 369 amino acids.
AUGUCAAUACAUGUAAAACAAUCAACGACAAAUCGUUGUUGUUGUCACGUCCAAGAUGAAGAAAUCAAUUUAAAUGAUAUUGCGAAAAUUAUAACUAUUGUAAAUCAUAAAAUUCUACAAUUACGAGACGAAAUCAGUGCUUUAAAAAAUGUCAAUUAUGAUAAAAAAAGGAAAUUAUUUAAAAAAACUGAAAAUGCUUGCAACAUGUCUUUCAGUUUUGAAAAUGAUUUUAACACUUCUCAAAGUAAUAUAAAAUUUGAUAAAGUUAUUUUUUCAAAAAGAUCAGAUAUUCUUGCAAGUUUUUUAAAAAAUAAUUUAUUAAAUAAUUAUAAAACAAAAUAUAAAAAAAUUGAUGAUAAAGCACCUAAUUAUAUAACAGAUUUAAAUAAUCUUUUAACAAGUGAAAAAUUACAAGUAAGAGAUUCAGAGUUUGUUUUUGAAAACAUGGAAAAAGAAAGGAAGAUGAAAAUUUCUCAGGGAACUCAGUGUGACUUAACAAUGGAUCGUAAAAGGAAACGAUCUUUUUUAAAUUUUUUCAAGAUAGAAUCAUAUAUGAAGGAUAACAAUGUUUUAAAACCAAAUAAGAAAAUAGAAUUUUCAUCGAAAACUAAUCUUUUUGUAACUUUAGAUUCUGAUGUAAAUAUAACAAAAUUAACAAAUACAAAAGAACAAAAGAAUGACGAAAAAUAUCAGUUAGAAGAUUUGACAAAUAGUGAAAACAAUAUAACAUGUGCAAAAGUUAAUUACACAUGUAAAUUAAUUGGAAUUGAAUCUGAAAAAUCGCAAGAAAAUAAAAUUGAAUCGAAAAUGAAAAAUGAAUUGACUAACAAUAAGUACAAAAUAAAUUUAGUAGACAAUAUGGAAGAUGAAAGUGAACUUUUCAAAUAUUCAAUAAAUCGAAUGGGUGGUGGCGCAGAAGUUCGUGGAAACCAUUUCAUUUCAGAUUUCCAUAAUAAAAUACAAAAAGUUAAUUUAUUAAAGAAUUCAAAAUUUGAUGCAAAAAAUGUAAAAAGAAGAUUGGAUGCAUGCAUAAACGAAUUAAAUGAAAUAAUUGAAGAUGCUUCUUUAAUUUUUUCAAAUGCGCAAUGCAAUAUCAUAGAAAAAUUAUAA